UCGCUCAGCAGCCGCACGUCGUCGUGAACGUCGAAGUUGAAGAGCGGCCCGCUCUUCCCGCGCGCCUUGGUGACGAUGAAGUCGUAGAAGCUGUGAUGGUGGGGGAUGAUCAGGUCCUCCUUGAUGUACAUGAGCUGCUCCACCCCCGCCGACUUGAACUCGCUGAAGUCCUUGCGCAGGAUCUCCAGCGCCUUCUGCAGGAACUGCCGCAUGGUGUUGCCCUUCUUCAUCCGGACGGUCCGCCGGUGCCCCGAGCCGUCCCAGUAGCUGAAGGUGAUCUCGAUCUCCUCGCUCUUGAUCUUCUCCUGCUUGGCCUCCCACUCCUGCCGCAGCUCCUCCCGCAGCCGGUUCUCCUCCUCCUCGCGGUCUCGGUCAGGCAGGAAGCUCGUGUCCACGUCGGGGUUCUUGCCCAACUUCCUUUUCUUCCUGGCGGUCUCUUCCCUUGCCCGCUCCUCCUCCUCCACGGCGACCUCCUCCUCCUCCUCGCCGCCCUCCUCCUCCUCCUCGCCGCCCUCCUCCUCCUCCUCCAGCGUGAAGGACAGGCUGGAGAUCUUCCGCUUGGCCUCCGUCCUGCGCUCCUUCUCCCGCAGCUUCUCCAGCUGCAGCUGCAGCUCCUUCGACUGCUCCUUCUUGGCCAGCUGCUUCUCCCGCUCCUUCACCAGCGCCUCCUGCUUGGCCUUCAUGUCGUUCAGCGUCACGAGGCCCACCGUGCUGGACUUGAGCUCCGCCUCCACGGCGUCGUAGUGCACCGAGAACUUCUUGUCGAUGUUGGCCUUCAUGAUGUUCUCCUCCGAGAUCCGCUGCUUCAUUUGCUCCAUCUGCUCGCGCUGCUUCUCCCGCUUCUUCAUGAGGUGCAUGGCGCGGCCGGCCUCGCUCGCGGCGCCCUUGUACUGAGCCAUGGCGUUGCUGGCGGCGGCGGGGACAGUGACAGCAGCUCAGUUGCUCAGAGGACGUUCUCGCAGCGCAGAGCACAGCCAGCCAAGGAGAUGGAAGACGCCUUGCAGCUGCUGAGGAACAUCGUGCCGGCCCUGACGGGCGAGCAGCACAAGGGCCAGGCCGGCCGCAUCGGCGUCGUGGGAGGCUGUCAGGAGUACACGGGGGCCCCAUACUUCGCAGCAAUCUCGGCUCUCAAAGUGGGCGCGGAUUUGUCGCACGUGUUCUGUGCCAGGGAGGCGGCGCCCGUGAUUAAGUCCUACAGCCCGGAGCUGAUCGUCCACCCGGUCCUGGACAGCCCGGGCGCAGCCCAGGAGGUGGGGGUGUGGCUCCCCCGGCUGCACGCCCUGGUGGUGGGGCCCGGCCUGGGCCGAGAGGAGCACCUGCUGGAGCACGCUGAGGGUGUUCUGGAAGCCGCGAAGGCCAGGGACAUCCCUGUGGUCAUUGACGCGGACGGGCUGUGGCUGGUGGCCCAGCGGCCGGCACUCAUCCUCGGAUACCAGAAGGCCGUCCUCACCCCCAACCACGUGGAGUUCGGCAGGCUGCACCAGGCUGUGCUCAGCGGCCCUGUGGACAGCACUGACCCGCGCGGAUCCGUCCUGAGGCUCAGCCGGGCCCUGGGGAACGUGACAGUGGUCUUGAAAGGGGAGCACGACCUCAUCUCUGACGGCCAGCAGGUGCUCGAGUGCAGCCUUGAAGGCAGCGGCCGCAGGUGCGGAGGACAAGGGGACCUGCUGUCGGGCUCCCUGGGCGUCAUGGCGCACUGGGCCCUCCUCGCUGGGCCGGAGAAGACAAAUGGCUCCCGCCCGCUGCUGCUGGCCGCCCUGGGUGCAUGUGCGCUCACGCGGCAGUGCAACCACCAGGCCUUCCAGAAGCACGGCCGCUCCACCACCACCAGCGACAUGAUCGCCGAGGUCGGGGCCGCUUUCCGCGAGCUCUUUGAGGCCUGAGCCAGGGGCGCAGGGGCCUCAGGGGCAUCUUCCCCUGUGCCAGGCGCAGCCUAUAGCCUGGCAGGCGGGGGAUGAGGGGUUUGGGGUGCCGCAGCUUGUGGGCACUGAGAGGGGUGGAAGAGCCAGGGUGCUGUCCUGCCUUCCUGCCUUGUGCCGCUGAGAACGUGAGGGAGACGGGGGUUGGGUCUGUCUGCUUCCCCAUCCCGGGGCCUCGUCCUCACUUGCCUUCCGGGCUCUUCUCGGAUCAGCCAUCUGUUUGUCAGGGAGGUCCCCAGAGGAAAAGUAAGUGUACCUGGAGGCCCCGGGAGGCCCUGUGUGGGUGCGGCACGGUGGCACAGACCUGCAGGCUGAGGGCCACAGGCUGAGCCGGGAGUCUGAGCCCCCACGCCCCGCUGUCCUCGUCCACACACUGGUGCGCCCCCAGGCGCCCCUCGUCCACACACUGGGCGCCCCCAGUGUCUCAGCUGAGCUGUGUGAUGACCACAUAUCUGGGCAGUGGUCAGCGCCGGCUCCCAGGAGGCCAGCGGGAAAGCCGUCACUGUCAUUCAGCCUGACAGCGGCACACCAUGUCUGCUGAGGAGAGGGGUCAGUGUCGGUGCCCGCGGGGCCCCAUGCUGCGCGGCCCCAGCAGGGCUGUGGUUUCUGGCUGAUGAAGCCUCUCACCCUGGGCCGGUACUCCGCUGGCCACACUGGAUCAUUCACAGCUCUAAACUCACUCGGCGAGUCCGGCGGAGCCGGUGGGGUGGGGGCCGCCCUGCGGAGCUGCCUUGGGCCGGCCGGAACCCUGGCUGCUCUUGGCCACACAGGCUUGUGUCUUCGCAGCAGCGAGCUGGAGCCCGCCUUGUGCUUCUGAGUGCCGAGUCGCUCCGUCCAUCCAUCCCUCGGCAGUGACCCUUGUGGGCGUCCCCUUUGUGAGGUCACUAAAAGGGCAGGCCUGAACAGUUGCUUUUUCCCGGGGAAGUAAAGUUCAGCAGUCACA
This is a messenger RNA of Chinchilla lanigera (long-tailed chinchilla), 2862 nucleotides long. RefSeq names its product carbohydrate kinase domain containing (gene Naxd). Bases 96 to 1883 code for a protein of 595 amino acids. The record is from RefSeq and is a predicted model, not a curated record. NCBI's taxonomy places the organism in Eukaryota, Metazoa, Chordata, Mammalia, Rodentia, Chinchillidae. Gene Ontology annotation, molecular function: ATP-dependent NAD(P)H-hydrate dehydratase activity. The transcript is spliced from 10 exons. Gene Ontology annotation, biological process: metabolite repair.